This is a messenger RNA of Phragmites australis (common reed), 2276 nucleotides long. Its product is annotated as protein FLOURY ENDOSPERM 6, chloroplastic-like. The transcript has 10 exons. Lineage: Eukaryota; Viridiplantae; Streptophyta; Magnoliopsida; Poales; Poaceae. The record is from RefSeq and is a predicted model, not a curated record. Bases 146 to 1900 code for a protein of 584 amino acids.
UGCGCACGAGGCAGCAGAGGCGGGGAUUGGUUUGCCGCUGCUCCUCCGGCUCUCCUCAUCUUCCCCUCGUCGCCUCGUCUGCUUCCCUCCUCUCUUCAAGUCUCCUCCCUCGCCGAGCGGAAGCGCGGAGAGAAAUGCGACCGCGAUGCCCCCCUUCCUCCCCUCCUCCCUGCUCCUCCCAAUCCCAGCCCUAACCAUACCCCCGCCUCCUCCUCUUCCUCCUCAUCACCACCUUCGCCGCUUCCUCCCUGCUCCGCUAGCCGCCGCCGCCACCGGGGCCCCGCCGCGACGCCCUCUGCCCGCUCCGCUCGCCGCGUCCUCCAGACCUCCUCCUCGCCAGCCUUACCGUCGCCGCCGCACCGCUCCCCCGCCGCCUACGCGGGCGCCUCCGUCUUCGUCUCCCCAGCAGCCGCAGGAGCGCCCAGCCAAUGCCGCCGCGCGGACUCUGCCCGACGCCCGCGGCCAGGAGGAACUGGAGGCGGCGAUCUACGACUUCAUGCGCCGCUCCGCCAAGCCCGGGGCCUUCCCCACCCGCGAGGAGCUCGUCGCCGCCGGCCGCGCGGACCUCGCCGCAGCCGUGGCCUCCAGCGGGGGCUGGCUCUCCCUCGGCUGGUCAUCCGGCGCGGAGGGUCUCUCCACGACGCCGUCGUCGUCAGGUGGGGGCCACCCUGACUAUCCGCCUGCGGCGGGCAUCUAUGACCGUAACCUAGCGCCGGGCGCUGGGGGUGACGCUGGGAGUGAGGAGGUGGAGGAGGACGAGGAGGAGGCGUCACCGUCUGGGCGGCAGCCGGAGACGGAGGAGACGAGGGAGGUCAGGUUCAAAGCAGGCCUCGAGGGGAUGCUCACCAGGUUGCAGAGGGAUAGGGAGCGGGCUCGGCCUCUGCCGCGGCGCAGUACGGGAGCGGGAGGGCAAAGUGGCAACAGUGGUACCGGAGUGGGAGGACGAAGUGACAACGGUGUUGAAUUUUCGUGUGUCAAGGAGAUCAUUGCCACAACGCAUAGUGCUUUAGUUGGCAAUAACAGCGCUCCUAGUCAUACUGCGGGUGGUAGCAGGUAUACUCCAUGGGUACCUGAGAAUGAAAACAUUCACGGAUCUCAUCCUCAUAAUGGUACACUAGAAGGCAACAACACCUUAAGGAGUUCGAGCAAUGAUGCAUGGCAAACAUGGACCCUUGGCAAGGGUGGCUUAUCUGAUUUUGAAGCUGCUGAGGUCCUUCCAACUGAAAGCAGAAAAUUAUCUGAACAUGAUUCACUAGACAUUGCAAUGGUGGAAGAUCACAUUCACAGAUCAUCUAAUGGUGUGGCUGUAAGCGAUUAUCCUAGUGAUGCUGUAGACUCCGAAAGAGAUGAGAUUCAUUCACGUCUUCAAAAUUUGGAAUUAGAUCUUUCCGCUGCUCUCAAGACAUUAAGAUCAAGAUUUGACAAAGUUUUAUCAGAUAUGUCAACUGGUGAUGGAACAACUGUGCUGGUUGAUGUCUCCGAUGAUUGGGAAUUUGAGGAGACAAAGGUAAUGCAAGCUCAGGAGGAGCUACGAUCAAUCAGAGCUAAAAUAGCUGUAUUAGACGGGAAGAUGGCACUUGAGAUAAUUGAAAGGAACAAAAUAAUUGAAGAUAAACAAAGGAGGCUUGAUGAAGUUGAGAAGGCCUUGAGUGAGCUCCGUACUGUUUAUAUUGUGUGGCCUAAUCCUGCUUCAGAGGUUUUAUUGGUUGGGUCUUUUGAUGGUUGGACUAGUCAAAGAAAGCUGGAAAGAUCAGAAAGAGGCAUUUUUUCCAUAAAUCUGAGGCUGUACCCGGGUAGAUAUGAGAUUAAGUUUAUUGUCGAUGGUGUCUGGAAGAAUGAUCUGCUGCGCCCCACUGUGUACAACAACGGGCAUGAAAACAACCUUCUGGUUGUCACUUGACGUCAACCUGCACCCUGGUAGCAUUUUUGUAGAUUAUUGCCUAGAUCGUUCUCAACAUGAUUGAUGCCAACUGAUUGUAUCGGUCCCUCCUUGUAACUAAUCAGCUUUGCUUUCAGUUAUUUCUUUUUUCUUUUAGAUAGUUGUGUACAACAUAAGCAGUGUAGGGUGUUGUCGAAACGCAUCACCCUGUUGAGAUAGGAUAAGAAAGUAGCUGUGUAUUCUUGGCCCCUGGAGGAGCAUAGCUGUGCUCUCAAAAGGACUUGCAUGUUCAGGUGUCGGUCCACCUUCAUUAUGUGUAACAAUGUGGUGAUGUGCAUAUUCUGUGAUGACAAAAUCGCCUUGUAAGCUUGCAGGUGCUGCAUUUAUCAAUGUGCUA